GUGAAUGUGGCUGUGGAGUCAGACUGUCUUGGUCCAACUCUCGUCUCUGCUGCCCACUAAGUGUGUGUGACCUUGGGAAGCUUGUCUUAUCUUCCUGUACCAUCAUUUCUUUAUUGAGGGUAGUAAUAGUACAUACCUCUUAGGGUUUUUAAAAUAAUUAACUGAACUUUUGUAUGUAAAAGUUAUCACACUUGCCAUAGGCAUUUAGUGUGCAGCCACUAUGUGUUGGUUGUUUUAAUGUUCUUAAUAUUUUAUCACACUUAACUUUAUAAUUUGUUCAUGCUUUUUAUGUACUGAAUGUCUUAAGAGUUUGAAAGCAGUAGUCAUGGGGCUUGAGGCUGUUUGUUUCCUUUUGUUUUUCCCAAAUAAUAGUGUACAAUUACUGAGACUCCAAAUACAUUUCUAAGGGAAUUUAUUACAAUCGUAUUUCAGGUUUUCUUUUUAAUUGUUUGCUAGUAUAAAUAAAAAUUCAAAUGAAAAAGCAUAAGUUGAUAUUAAAGAGAGUUUUUACUAAUUUGAAAAUUAAAAAUCAUAAAGCUCUGUAGGGAGCUAUUGUAAUUUUUAAAAAUUUGGUUUUGUUUUUACAUUUUAAAUAUUGACCAUAGUGACAUGGAUUAAUAUUCAUGAAAAAUAGUGUUUAGAAAAAGCAGCAAAAUGCAAUUUUCAUUUAUUUUAAAAAUAUGUAUUUGGUGUGUGUGUGGGUGAUGCAGUUGGGAACAAAAAGAGAUGUAGUCUCUGUUCUCUUGUAGUUUAUGGUGCAGUUGAGAAGAAAAGCAUGAAAACAUUACACUUUUAAAUGUAUAAUCAUAAACUGGUACUCGAGUUAAGGAAAAGUCACUGAGACUUGCAACCAAGGUAACACAAUUAAACUGAAUAGGUCAAGAAAAACAAAGGAGGUCACAUUAGCGGGAAGAUCUUCAGCACAUAGGAGAGUUGUCUGGGCAGAGGGGCCAUGCAGAGAGUGCAGCCCCUAGGGAAAAGCCUCACAGGAGAGAAACCAAGUACAGCCCAAAAGAAGGCCAGUGUAUCUAAAUGUGGCAAGUGGGGGCUGGAAUUUGCCUCCUGAAGCACUCCAUUUCAGGGUCUGUAGAUCAUGUUAAAGAUUUGGAUUUCCCAGGAGCAAAAGUCUCUGGUGUGUUAAGUGCGGGUUGACUUACCAGGUAUGUUUUGAAAGAGCGUUCUAAUUGCAAGUAGAUUUGAGUGAGGUAGAAGGCAUGAGUAGAUGUGGGAAAGAUGGGAGUUUAUUGCAAAAGAUGAUUUGAACUUGGGCAGUUAAUUUUGGAGAUAGAGGCAGAUGGCUUUUAGAAUAAGAAGGAAAAACCACUUGGGCUUUGUGAUUGCUAGGAUAUUGGGAAUGAGGUGGGAAGGAGGAAUGGGCAGUGUGAAAAAUGUGACUUCUUGGUUUGAGGCAGGAUAGAUGGUGUUGCCGUUCACCAACAUAAGGAAUGUUUUUUAGGGGGUGUUGACUUGAGGAUCAUGAGUUCAUUUUUACGUAUAUUGAAUUGAGGCUUUGGAACUCCAAAGAGACAUUUUUCAAGAGAGUUUGAUAUGCAGGCCUAGGCUGUAGAAACAGAAUUGGGUAUAGUUGGCAUAACGACUGGCCAAGGAGCGAGUAGAGUGUAGAAUGAGAAGAGAGGGUCCAGAACUGGCCUUGGGGCCCUGGACCUUAAUGGCUAGAUAGAAGAGGAGCAGUCAGUAGUUAGCAUAUUUUCAUGUGUUCAUUAAUCUAACAAUUUAUUAAGCAUUUAACUUAAGUACUGCAUUAGAUACUGAGUUGACUGGUAAACAAGAUCUAAUCCCAUGUCAUCUUAUGUAGGAUAGGACAAGUAAAUGGCCAACUUUAGUACAGUGCGGGGGUCUCAUGAAUCCCCCAACAGGCCAAAAGAGUGAUAGAGCCUGUUAUGUGUGUUCUUUAUGGGAAGAAGAUGAUAGCUAUUACUUAAAUGAAUGUGUUAGGAUAAGUACCACAAAGUACUGGGAGGGGGCUACAGGAACAUUUGGAAAGGAAUAUAAUGUGCUGUGGAAACACAAACAGACUGUCCAAAAAGAAGGGCAAGAGGGGUUGUUGUAACAGAUCAUGGAAGGCAGGGAGGCAGACUGAGACAUAAAGGAGAAUGUGGUGUGGAGGUGGGUAGUCAAGAGAUCCCCAGGGGAGGGAUCAGCUUGUGAAGGUCUCACAGCCAGAAAGCAUGAAGAGUUUAAGAACUGAAAGUAUCUUAUGAAAGUUAAUAAGAAAAAUUGAAAUAUACUUAAUCACCAAAGAAAGAUUUAGUUUGAAAAAGUGGAUUUAUGGUAUUUUAUUGAAAUUCUGCAGUAAGGAUUUUUCAGGUUCACUUACCUGAAAUGUUAUUUUUACAAGAAGACCCUAAAAUAGGCUCAUCACAAAAUUAAAGUAUGUAAAGGAAUUUUGAUCAACUUAAAGAAGUCCCAUUAGAAUAAUGAUCACAUACAGGUAUAAAACUGGAAGGGACCCUAUAGGUAGGCUGCACUUUUAAAUUUAUUUUUAAGUAAAUUAUUUUAGGGAAAUUAAAGAAAAGUAUAAACACAAUUCUAAAAAUUAAUAUUUUGGUAUAUUCUAUAUUUUCUUCUAAAUGCUUUUUCUGUUUAGCUAAUCAUAUUAGUGUUUGAAAAAGUGUGAGUCAAGAUGAUGAUAUUAUUAGGGAAAAAAGCUAAACCAGAAUAGGAAAUUGUGCAUUAAACAAAAUUAAAUAGAUUUAUCUCAGGAUUUUUCAGAGGUUAUAAUGUCAUUGUGCUUUGUGUAUCUCCAAAGCAGAAGCAUAGUAUGUGUAUUUAUGUGGGACCCCCCCUUUUCCAGAAGUGCCCAUUCUUCCAGUAGCUCCUGACCAGUUACUAUAUGCCAGAGUCUAUACGGUUUUAAAUGAAGCAUGUGUGGCAGUGUGGCUCCAUGUCUUCUCCAUAACAGGGGUGUAUUAUGAUGGACAGUAAGGUAGGUUCCUCCUAAUUGGCUUAGCUUAGAAGGAUAUUAGCCAGCUUUUUAGAAAACCAUUCAUCGUGUCCUGCAGUUAGACUGUAACAGAUACUGUAAGGUGGAAUGAAAUGUUUUAACCCCUCACUUCCCCCGAAUCCAUCUUAGAAGACAGUCACACUGAAAUUGACAUUGCUACAUGACCUUGGGUAGUAUUUCUCAAACUUCUUCACCUCAGAACCCCUGUUACAUAAUAAGAACUAUUACAGCUCCUUUGUUUAUGUGGAUUAUAAUCUAUUCAUAUUUACCAUUUAAAACAUUAAAACAAUUUAAAGUAUUAAAUAAUAUUAAAAAACUCAUUACAUGUUAGUAUAAGUAACAUUUUUUAAUAACAGUUAUUUUCCAAAACAAAAUUCUGAGAAGAGUGGCAUUUACAUGUUUGGGAAUGUUUAAUGUCUGGCUCAAUAGAAGACUCUUUCAUCCUUUUUUUUUUUUUUCAUUCAGUCUGUUAUGACAUCACAUGUGGCCUCUGGAAACUAUACACUCAGGAGAAAACAGAAUGAUGACUGAGUAGUAGUUACAAUUUUUACCUGAGGAACUCCCCAGGGAUUCCCAGAACAUACUUUGAGAGCAGAACCAGAGUAUGUGAAGUAUUACAGACACUUAGCACCUGAUCAUUUGCUGCAAAUAUGUCAUCGACUAGGACCUCUUCUUGAACAAGAAAUUCCACAGAGCGUUCCUGGAGUACAAACUUUGUUAGGAGCUGGAAGACAGUCCUUGCUACGCACAAAUAAAAGCUGCAAGCAUGUUGUGUGGAAAGGAUCUGCUCUGGCUGCAAUGCAUUGUGGAAGACCACCCGAGUCGCCAGUUAACUAUGGUAGCCCACCCAGCAUUGCCGAUACUUUGUUCUCAAGGAAGUUGAAUGGGAAAUACAGGCUUGAGAGACUUGUUCCAACUGCAGUAUAUCAGCACAUGAAAAUGCAUAAACGAAUUCUCGGACAUCUGUCGUCUGUGUACUGUGUAACUUUUGAUCGAACUGGAAGACGGAUAUUUACUGGUUCUGAUGACUGUCUUGUGAAAAUCUGGGCAACAGAUGAUGGGAGAUUAUUGGCUACUUUAAGAGGACAUGCUGCUGAAAUAUCAGACAUGGCUGUAAACUAUGAGAAUACCAUGAUUGCAGCUGGAAGUUGCGAUAAAAUGAUCCGAGUCUGGUGUCUUCGAACGUGUGCACCUUUAGCUGUUCUUCAGGGCCACAGUGCAUCUAUAACAUCACUGCAGUUCUCACCGUUGUGCAGUGGCUCAAAGAGAUAUCUCUCUUCUACUGGGGCAGAUGGCACUAUUUGUUUCUGGCUGUGGGAUGCUGGAACCCUUAAAAUAAAUCCAAGACCUGCAAAAUUUACGGAGCGCCCUCGGCCUGGAGUUCAAAUGAUCUGUUCUUCUUUUAGUGCUGGUGGAAUGUUUCUGGCCACAGGAAGCACAGAUCAUAUUAUUAGGGUUUAUUUUUUCGGAUCAGGUCAGCCAGAGAAAAUAUCAGAAUUGGAGUUUCAUACUGACAAAGUUGACAGUAUCCAGUUUUCCAACACUAGUAACAGGUUUGUAAGUGGAAGUCGUGAUGGGACAGCACGUAUUUGGCAGUUUAAGCGAAGAGAAUGGAAGAGCAUUUUGUUGGAUAUGGCUACUCGCCCAGCAGGCCAAAACCUUCAAGGAAUAGAAGAUAAAAUCACCAAAAUGAAAGUAACUAUGGUAGCGUGGGAUCGACAUGACAGUACGGUUAUAACUGCAGUUAAUAACAUGACCCUGAAAGUUUGGAAUUCUUACACUGGUCAACUAAUUCAUGUCUUGAUGGGUCAUGAAGAUGAGGUAUUUGUCCUUGAGCCACACCCAUUCGAUCCAAGAGUUCUCUUUUCUGCUGGUCAUGAUGGAAAUGUGAUAGUGUGGGAUCUGGCAAGAGGAGUCAAAAUUCGGUCCUAUUUCAAUAUGAUUGAAGGCCAAGGACACGGUGCAGUGUUUGACUGCAAGUGCUCUCCUGACGGCCAGCAUUUCGCGUGCACAGACUCGCAUGGACAUCUUCUGAUUUUUGGCUUUGGCUCCAGUAGCAAAUAUGACAAGAUUGCAGAUCAGAUGUUCUUUCAUAGUGAUUAUCGGCCCCUCAUCCGUGAUGCCAACAAUUUUGUCUUAGAUGAACAGACUCAGCAAGCACCUCAUCUCAUGCCCCCUCCUUUUCUGGUUGAUGUUGAUGGUAACCCUCAUCCUUCAAGAUACCAGAGAUUAGUUCCUGGCCGGGAAAAUUGCAGGGAGGAGCAACUCAUUCCUCAGAUGGGAGUAACUUCCUCAGGACUGAACCAAGUUUUAAGUCAGCAAGCAAACCAGGAGAUCAGCCCCCUGGACAGCAUGAUUCAAAGGCUACAACUGGAGCAAGACCUGCGGCGCUCUGGUGAAGCAGGUGUCAGUAACACCGGCCGCUUGGGUCGAGGCUCUGUAAGUUCUGUCUCCGAGGUUCAUUCACCACCAAAUGUGGGACUGCGGCGUAGCGGACAGAUUGAAGGCGUACGGCAGAUGCACAGCAAUGCACCGAGAAGUGAGAUAGCCACUGAGCGGGAUCUUGUGGCGUGGAGUCGAAGGGUGGUGGUGCCUGAGCUGUCAGCCGGUGUGGCCAGUAGGCAGGAAGAAUGGAGAACUGCAAAGGGGGAAGAAGAAAUCAAGACUUACAGGUCAGAAGAGAAAAGAAAACACUUCAGUGUGCCAAAAGAGAAUAAAAUACCCACUGUCUCAAAGAAUCAUGCUCAUGAGCAUUUCCUGGACCUCGGAGAGUCCAAGAAACAGCAGGCAAAUCAGCACAACUACCGCACACGGUCUGCACUGGAGGAGCCUCCUAGGCCUUCUGAAGAGAGAGAAAAUGGCACCAGUUCUUCAGAUGAGGGUGACGUUGUCGCUGUCAGUGGUGGGACGUCCGAAGAGGAGGAGCGAGCGUGGCACAGUGAUGGCAGUUCUAGUGACUACUCCAGUGAUUAUUCUGACUGGACAGCAGACGCGGGCAUUAAUCUGCAGCCACCAAAGAAAAUUCCUAAGCAUAAGGCCAAGAAAGCCGAAAGCAGUUCAGAUGAAGAAGAAGAAUCUGAAAAACAGAAGCAAAAACAGAUUAAAAAGGAAAGGAAAAAAGUAAAUGAAGAUAAAGAUGGACCAGUAUCACCAAAGAAAAAGAAGCCCAAAGAAAGAAAACAAAAGAGAUUGGCUGUUGGAGAGCUAACAGAAAAUGGUUUGACAUUAGAAGAAUGGUUACCUUCCACAUGGAUUACAGAUACCAUUCCCAGGAGAUGUCCAUUUGUGCCACAGAUGGGUGAUGAGGUUUAUUAUUUCCGACAAGGACAUGAAGCAUAUGUUGAAAUGGCCCGGAAAAAUAAAAUUUACAGUAUCAAUCCCAAAAAACAGCCAUGGCAUAAAAUGGAACUACGGGAACAAGAAUUGAUGAAAAUAGUUGGCAUAAAGUAUGAAGUGGGAUUGCCUACCCUUUGCUGCCUUAAACUUGCUUUUCUAGAUCCUGAUACUGGUAAACUAACUGGCGGAUCAUUUACCAUGAAAUACCAUGACAUGCCUGAUGUUAUAGAUUUCCUAGUCUUGAGACAACAAUUUGACGAUGCAAAAUAUAGGCGGUGGAAUAUAGGUGACCGUUUCAGAUCAGUCAUAGAUGAUGCCUGGUGGUUUGGAACAAUCGAGAGCCAGGAGCCCCUUCAGCCCGAGUACCCGGAUAGUUUGUUUCAGUGCUAUAAUGUUUGCUGGGACAAUGGUGAUACAGAAAAGAUGAGUCCUUGGGAUAUGGAACUUAUACCUAAUAAUGCUGUAUUUCCUGAAGAACUAGGUACCAGUGUUCCAUUAACUGAUGUUGAAUGCAGAUCACUGAUCUAUAAACCUCUUGAUGGAGAAUGGGGUUCCAGUCCCAGGGAUGAAGAAUGUGAGAGAAUUGUUGUAGGAAUAAAUCAGUUGAUGACACUAGAUAUUGCUUCGGCAUUUGUGGCCCCGGUAGAUCUGCAGGCCUAUCCCAUGUAUUGCACUGUAGUGGCGUAUCCAACAGACUUGAGUACAAUCAAACAGAGACUGGAAAACAGGUUUUACAGGCGGGUUUCUUCCCUGAUGUGGGAAGUCCGAUACAUAGAGCAUAAUACCCGGACAUUCAAUGAGCCCGGAAGCCCUAUUGUGAAAUCUGCUAAGUCUGUGACUGACCUUCUGCUGCAUUUUAUAAAGGAUCAGACUUGUUAUAAUAUAAUCCCACUGUACAAUUCAAUGAAGAAGAAAGUUUUGUCUGACUCUGAGGAAGAAGAGAAAGAUGCUGAUAUACCAGGAACUUCUACCCGAAAAAGGAAGGACCAUCAGCCUCGAAGAAGAUUGCGCAACAGAGCUCAGUCUUAUGAUAUUCAAGCCUGGAAGAAACAAUGUCAAGAAUUGUUAAAUCUCAUAUUUCAGUGUGAAGAUUCUGAGCCUUUUCGCCAACCAGUAGAUCUCCUUGAAUAUCCAGACUACAGAGACAUCAUUGACACGCCGAUGGAUUUUGCUACUGUUAGAGAAACGUUAGAAGCUGGAAAUUACGAAUCACCAAUGGAAUUAUGUAAAGAUGUCAGACUUAUUUUUAGUAAUUCCAAAGCAUAUACACCAAGCAAAAGAUCAAGGAUUUAUAGCAUGAGUUUGCGCCUGUCUGCUUUCUUUGAAGAACACAUUAGUUCAGUUCUGUCAGAUUAUAAAUCUGCUCUUCGUUUUCAUAAAAGAAAUACAAUCACCAAGAGGAGGAAGAAAAGAAACAGAAGCAGCUCUAUCUCCAGCAGUGCAGCAUCGAGCCCUGAAAGAAAGAAAAAGAUCUUAAAACCCCAGCUGAAGUCAGACAUUUCUACCUCUCCAUUCUCUGUUCCUGCACGGGCACCACCGCCGAGGCACAAUGCCACUCAGAUCAAUGGCAAAACAGAGUCCAGUUCCGUGGUUCGUACCAGAAGCAACCGAGUGGUGGUGGACCCAGUCACCACCGAGCAGCCAUCUACGUCUUCAGCGGCAAAGACGUGUAUCCUGAAAGCCAAUGCAUCCGCAGUGCCAGGGAGAACAGUUUUAGAGAAUUCUGUGAAACAUUCCAAAACCUUGAAUACUUUUUCAAGCCCUGGUGAGUCCAGUUUUAGUCAUGGCACUAGGAAUAAUUCUGCAAAAGAAAGUAUGGAAAAGGAAAAGCCAGCCAAACGUAGAAUGAAAUCGUCUGUGCUGUCAAAGACGUGCACUCUGUCAGAGUCACCAGCUGUCACUGAGCAAGCAGAUUGUAAGAACAAUGUUCUUGUACCGGGAAGCAUUCAAGUGAAUGGCCAUGGAGAGCAGCCAUCCAAACUCGUGAAGAGGGGACCUGGAAGAAAACCUAAGGCAGAUUUUAAUGCCAGCAGUGGUGAAGUGACACACAAGAAAAGGGGUAGGAAGCCCAAAAAGCUACAGUAUGCAAAGCCAGAAAAUUCACAGCAAAAUAACGUGCCUCCCAUCAGAGAUGAAGGAGUUCCUUCUUCAACUUGCAAUUUUCUUUCUGAAACUAAUAUUGUAAAGGAGGAAUUGUUACGGAAAAAGAGUCGUGGAGGCAGAAAACCCAAAAGGAAGAUGAAGACACAAAAACUAGACUCGGGUCUCACGGUUCCUGCAAGUGUCAGGAUGCUAAGGAGAAGUAACCGGAAGAAGCCGGAUGAGCCUGUGGAUGGCGAGGAGGAGUUUGAGGAACUUAAAGGCUCUGAGCCCCACAUGAGAACUAGAAACCAGGGUCGGAGGACAGCUUUCUAUAAUGAGGACGACUCUGAGGAGGAGCAAAGGCAGCUGUUGUUCGAAGACACCUCUUUGACUUUUGGAACUUCUAGUAGAGGACGGGUCCGAAAGUUGACUGAAAAAGCAAAAGCUAAUUUAAUUGGUUGGUAACUUGUACCAGAAUACUGUCCUUCAGAAUCAUAGAGCAGGUCCAGUGAAGGGGUGUGCAGACUGAGGCUUCUGCCUCCUGCUGCUGCGGCGGGCUAGGGAAUGUCGUGGUUUGAUUUGCAAAAAAGACAAACUUACAAGACACUUCUUCUUUAAAUGGGUAUAUAUUAUAUAUAUAUAUAUAUAUAUAAAUAUAUACAUAUAUAUUUUAAAUGUUUGCUAUUUAUUGCCCUUAGAUAGGUUAUGCAUUUCAACAUUCAUUUCAUUCACUGUUUGAAACAAAAGAAACUGAGGAUCUAUAAUGAAUUCCCAAUUUAUUUCUGGUAAAGACAGUUCUGCUACAGUCUUAAGGAGCAUAGUAUUCCUCGUGAUAGAGCAUUUCAUAUUCAAAUGAAUGAUUUUUGACCAAGCCAGGUACAUUUCUAUUGAUAGAGACAUUGUGCCCUAUGAAGACAGAUGACUAGCAGAGUAGCAGUAAAUAAGAAAUGUGUUUCCUGUAAAGAUAAAUACAAAGUUCCCAUUUGAUACUCUACAGAGUUUGAUUUUAAUUAUAGAAUGUUCAUCCACAAAGAAUCUAGAGGAGGCUUUUGCUGUAUUCCAUUUCUGCCAAACGUAAGAGAAAAUGUACUGUUAAAAAGGAAACAUAUCCACAUUGGAAAACACUUGACUGUCUAAUUUUUCAGACCUUGAUUCUUAUAUCAAUCACUCGAUCUCUGUUUAUUGUGCCAAAGACUGAGAGUCAGUGCAGUGGAAAGCCUGUUUGAUGGUCAGGACAGCAUACACUUUCCAGUAUGGGAAAAGCUGUGUGUUAUUCUAAAGAGCAAGCUAUUUAAGAGUUAUACCUGAGAUGUUAUCUUUUUUUGGUACUAGAAGUAGAAAGUAAUGCACUGACGGGUCCUUUGACAGAGAUGUUUUAGAGAAGAUGUUUAAGUGGUUAAAGGAUUCAAGGAAAAUACAGGAAAAAGGGGUAAGGGAUUUGAUGUUUACUUGUUGGUCUGGUUUAAUGUCAUUUCUAAACUUUAGACAUAUCUAAUAGGCUUAAAUGACUUACAAAGAAAUGUGUCUGUGUGUGUAUGUGUAUAUAUUGAUAAAUGGGUAUAAUUAAAUAUAUAUACAAACACAUACUUAUAUACUAUUACCCAGGUAUGAAUUCUUUUUUCAGGAUUUUUUAGAUAAUGGUAGAAUAAAAAUAAUUUUAAAAUCUCAUACUUUAUAGUUUAAUUUUAAGGGGAAGAUUGGUUAUUUUCAAUUAUUAAAAUAGGCCAAAUCACUUUUUAUGCAAUCAUGUUUUAUACCGUGGUCUCAUUGCACAUUGCGUUUUUCCUGCACUUUUUAUGGUAUCCCUUAUCACGCUGGUAUGUCAGUAUACACCCUAAAGAAAAAUUCCAUUUAAUGAUUGUGCCUUGUAUUCUAUUAUUUUUUUGCAUCGUUAGUGAAAUGAAGCCGCCUAUUGUAAAUGAGAACUAUAUGACUUAGGAGAAUGUAUUGUAUGUACUGCUGUGGGAAAGGAAAGCAGUUAUUUAUUUGUUUAUGGUACAGUUAGUUACUUUAUACCUUAAAAAACCAACAUAAAUACCAUUUCUUUUGUUUAAAAAUUAUUGUCCAUUUUUAAAAAUUUAAAGAAUGUAGUAUUUUCCAAGUACUGGUAUGGUACAAAAAUGUAACCAAAAUUCUCAGAUACUACAUUUUAAAAAAGUGAGGAUGGGAAAGUAUGUAUCAGCAUGACCCUGAUGUAGAAAAAUAAACUCUUUAAUUGAACCUUGGCAAAAUAUGUUACAUAAUUAUUUCUUUACUUCAGUAGGGAUAAAUGUUAGAUGUCACUUAACGGUCCUGAAGAAGAUUGGGAAGUGACCCAUUCAGGCUGUUUAGAUCAUUUGUAACUAAAUUUGUACAGAAAUCCUCCUGUGAAAUUGAGUAAACCAUUUUCCAGAUCUUAACUGGAUUGCUGUGAUUUUUGCAGUUAAAAAAUAAUUUCAGAAUUUUCAGGUUUUUUGUAUAUUUUUUUCUAACAAAUAUAUUUAAGUAUAUAAUUAAAAUUCAGUAAACUCUUCACAAUGCAGAAAUGGAUGGCUUGGUUGUAUAGUAAAAUGAGUCUUUCAGUUACACCAUUAUUGAAAUAAUAGUGUGUAUAUUUGAAAUUUAAGUCAUUAAAGUAAUUUGUUUCUUUUGAAGGCAAACUAUUUGAAACGUAAUUUCCUGAUGUUAUCUGCAUUGUAUUAGAAGAAAUAAUAGACUAUAAAUACAUUUCUGUAAAAAAUAUGUGUAGUUUUAAGGUGUGUACAGAAAAAGGAAGAGCGUAUACAGUCUUACAGUGGAAUAUAGGAAUAUACAUCUCUUGAACAAAGAAAUUAGUAUUUACCAUAUUUCUGUAACAAGUAGAUGAAUUCCUCCUGUUUUAAAGACACUGUAUAUUUAUGACCUUAUUUGGACAUUAUUAGACACUGGUUUCUUAGUAAAGCAAAAAUGACUUGGAUCAGAUUCUUUGUAAUUUAAACACUUAAAAAUGUAUGAGUAGUACCAGAUAUAUUUAGAUUUUAUAUUUUUAUAGUUUAGCUUCUGAACAUUGCAGAAGUUGAAUUGAGAAAUUUAAGUCAUCACCAUAUUUUUGUUCUGUUUGAUCACUUGGAAAAAUAUCCUCUUUGAGACAGUGAACCAUGUAUGUACUGUUUAUAGGCCAAAAGGAAAUGUUGGUUGGCAUUUGUCUUAGAUGAGCAAUAAAAAAAAUCUCAAGUUGCCUGAAAGUUUCAGAAAUAUAACUUGUUACAUGCAUGGAAAAUGUACAUCAAUUUAUGUAUUUGUAAGCACCUAAUCCUAAUAUUCUCUUCCUCCACUCCAACAUUCUCAAUCAAAUCUUAGAAAAUUAUAAAACGUUGCAGAUGAACAGUUAAAACAUUCAACCUAAUUACAGCGUCACAACUCUGGGCAGUAGAUACACACCUUCUUCACAUUUUACCCCCUGCAGUCAAUCUGCUGUUAGCGUGUUGGACUCUGUUGUGCAUGUAUUUAUCUACUGAAGAUUUAUUUGCCUUGUUUCCAUUGUUUUUAUUAUUGCACAGCUUCACAAAUUUGAAGACUUUGAUAGUAUUAUUAUAAAACUAUCUUCCUCAAAUUUAAUCAGAAUAAGCAUAGAGUAUUUGUGAACUUGAUUAAGUCACAUCUGAAACUGGUCUGGCAGAAUUUAGUAGCACUCAGAAGUAAAUUAUAUAAGAUACACUGGUCAGCAAAGGAUCCUCAUGCAACAUGUAUGUUAACAUCUGGACACGCCCCUUACCUGCAGUGCAGUGAUCAGACGUUUUAACAAAUGUACUCAAAUAACAUUUUCAGUGUAUGAUAUUAGUGACAUUACAUGUUUUAGAAUACAAUUUGUUACAUAAAUUAGUUCCUCUAGUUAACAGUGUUUACCUAAAUGGUAAUACUCCAUUUUAUACAUCCAAACGUACCUAUACAUCUCUCUCAGGUGUCAACUGGAAGCAGUUUUGAUUUUCAGUUUUCUACCUAAUGAAAACAAAUUGUUACUCUGAAUGUUUUUGUCACCUGAAAUUUAUUGUUGAGUAGGUUGAAAGGAACAAGACACUUGGUGUUUAAAGAGCUGUAGUUUUCUUACAUGCAGGAAAUAGAUGGUUCUGAGAGGCAGAUAGGGAAGUACUUUGAUGUUGGUGAAUUACCCCCAUACUUAAAGUAUUUCUUACAUAACAAGUUGAGAAGUGGUUUAGUUAUAUCUAAGUGAGAAUUUAUUUUCCUAUUAAAGUUGGAAAAUAAACCUUUUCCUUACUUCCCUCCUUGCAUUUCCUUCAGUUCCCCAAAUUUCCAAGUGAUUUGAACUAAAUCAAUACUACAUUUACUAAGAAACUAUAUUUCUUAAAUAUACCAAGCCAAAUACUCCAAGUGAAACAUUUUGUACUAUGUCCGGUACCCAAGAAGAGGUCAGAUUGAGUCAGAAGACUGUUAAGUACCACUUUUGACGCUCCAGAGAUAAAUCUUGUACACACUGCAGUAAACAGUAGGAGAUACAGUGAGCUAUAGAUACGUACUAUUUUUAGUUUUGAUAGCUCUGUGUUGAAAUAUUUUCUUAAUGCAGAUAAAGUCAUCAGGAAAUUAACCAUAUAUGGCACAAACCAAAUACAUAAUAGUGGAUGGCUAUGAGUUUCUACAUUUAAGGAGCUAAGAGAAUAGGUUUGAAAUGAUAGUGCACACGCAUGUGAGGCAAAUGUACACACAUGCUGAUUACUUUUAAGAUUGUAUUAAUUAGUCAAAAUGAUAAACCAUAAAUUGAGACAAAAUACAAAGUUACAUUUUUGGACCAUAUUAAAACUGCAAGAAGAUGGGGUCUUAUUAAAGAUCUUUUAGAAAACUUAAAUCUUGUCACACGAUAUUUAGACGUGUAGAAUGUAGCUAAAUUUUUAAAGAGUAACUGACCUAGAGGGUUAAAGUUGAAACUGACAUGUUUUCAAAAUAUGCUAAUUUGUACAGAAAACAAUGUUAAACACAAGCAAAUCUGUUGUUAUGUAAUAAGUAACAGAGUUUAAAGACACAUUAAUUAUUUAGCUUUAUUGAGGUUUUUUUUUUUCCUUCCAGAAACCUGGAGUAUCAUGUUUUUAAAGGCAGGCUCACACAGGAUAGCCCUUUCUUUUUGUACAUAGUGACUGGACCUUUCUUUACUGUUAUGUGGACACUUUCUAUGUUAGUUUUGAUGCAGAAUUCUUUGAAUCCUUUUAUACAAACUAGAAUGUAUGUGUAAGAAUUCCUGUCCCUGCAAUGUAGUAACUACAAACUUAUUUUUAAAUAAAUAGAAAACUUGUUUUUCUAA
Messenger RNA from Manis pentadactyla (Chinese pangolin), 13652 nucleotides. It is a transcript of the gene PHIP, whose product is annotated as pleckstrin homology domain interacting protein. Gene Ontology annotation, cellular component: nucleus. Gene Ontology annotation, molecular function: protein binding. The record is from RefSeq and is a predicted model, not a curated record. The transcript is spliced from 37 exons. Gene Ontology annotation, biological process: cytoskeleton organization; regulation of cell shape; regulation of transcription by RNA polymerase II. The coding region runs from base 3764 to 8848 and encodes 1694 amino acids. Lineage: Eukaryota; Metazoa; Chordata; Mammalia; Pholidota; Manidae.